This is a messenger RNA of Vigna angularis (adzuki bean), 1212 nucleotides long. RefSeq names its product 28 kDa ribonucleoprotein, chloroplastic. Lineage: Eukaryota; Viridiplantae; Streptophyta; Magnoliopsida; Fabales; Fabaceae. The record is from RefSeq and is a predicted model, not a curated record. Bases 94 to 1011 code for a protein of 305 amino acids. Gene Ontology annotation, molecular function: mRNA binding. The transcript has 4 exons. Gene Ontology annotation, cellular component: cytosol.
CCACUUCUAAUGUUCAAUUAUACCCCUUAUCCUCUCUUCUCCUCAAUCUCGGUGUGGUGCUUCGGUUCUUCUGUGAUGUCAUAAACUCUAUCCAUGUCUAUGCCUUUCUCUCUCACAACCACGUCUUCCUUCAACUCUCUCACAAUGGCGGAAUCAUGCAUUCUCUCUCUCCCUUCUCUCUUCCGCGUCAAUAACAAAACCCUUUCUCUCUCAGUUCCCUCCAAGCGCCUCAACCUCAAGCUUCCAUGCUCCAAUUCUUCCUUCUUUCCCCUCACCACCAACACCACCCGCCUCCCCUCUCUCCUCACAUUCGUCGCCCAGACAUCGGAUUGGGCCCAAGGAGAGGAAGGCAACGCCAUAUGGGAGAACGAAGGCGAAACCGCGUGGGGAACUGAAGAAGGUGGCGAUGACGGCGCGGAGGAAGUCACCGGAGGGGGUUUCGCUCAACCACCCGAGGAAGUUAAGAUCUUUGUCGGGAACUUGCCUUAUGAUAUUGGUAGCGAGCAAUUGGCUUUCCUUUUUAAGGAGGCUGGCACCGUUGAGGUUGCUGAGGUAAUUUAUAAUAGGGUCACUGACCGGAGUCGUGGCUUUGGAUUUGUCACCAUGAGUACACUUGAAGAGGUUGAGAAGGCUGUCAAGAAGUUCAGUGGUUACGAACUAAAUGGAAGAGUGUUGACCGUAAAUAAGGCUGCUCCAAAAGGAGCACAGCCUGACCGCUCAUCACAGCCACCACGAACCUUGAGUUCUGGUACAAGAAUCUACGUUGGGAACUUGCCAUGGACUGUUGACAAUGCUCGGCUAGAGCAAAUUUUUAGUGAACAUGGUAAGGUUGUGGAGGCUCGGGUGGUCUUUGACAGGGAGAGUGGUCGAUCACGUGGAUUUGGCUUUGUCACAAUGGCCAGUGAGGCUGAUGUGAAUGAUGCGAUUGCUGCUCUUGAUGGUCAGGAAUUGGAUGGGAGACCAAUCAGAGUGAAUGUUGCAGAGGAAAGGCCUAGACGCAACUCCUACUGAGUGGUAACUUGAGAGUAAUCUUCCAUGUCCGACUGAUUGAGUUCCCUUUAUACAGUGUCAAUUUUUACCUUCUUUGGCAGCUGGUUUCAGAUUGAAUUUGCAGAUCUUACUGUUAUUAAUUCGAUGUCUAGAUGAAAAUGAUUAAAAGUUACAAUUCAAACUCUAGGGAUUUUGGAAAAACUAUUCAUUUUCUUUUCUCAA